Neopsephotus bourkii (Bourke's parrot) is the source of this 2085-nucleotide messenger RNA. It is a transcript of the gene TCF7L1, whose product is annotated as transcription factor 7 like 1. Gene Ontology annotation, biological process: canonical Wnt signaling pathway; regulation of transcription by RNA polymerase II. The record is from RefSeq and is a predicted model, not a curated record. Gene Ontology annotation, cellular component: beta-catenin-TCF complex. Lineage: Eukaryota; Metazoa; Chordata; Aves; Psittaciformes; Psittacidae. Bases 80 to 1810 code for a protein of 576 amino acids. The transcript is spliced from 12 exons. Gene Ontology annotation, molecular function: DNA-binding transcription factor activity, RNA polymerase II-specific; RNA polymerase II cis-regulatory region sequence-specific DNA binding.
UUCCCGACCCUCCCGGGCGGCGGCGGCGGCGGCGGGGCCCGGCGGGGCCGGAGCGGGGCGGCGGGGCCGGACCCCCACGAUGCCGCAGCUGGAGCCCGCAGCCGGGGACGAUCUGGGGGCCCCCGACGAGCUCAUCGCCUUCCAGGACGAGGGCGAGGAGCAGGACAAGGGCGCGGGGCGCGGCUCGGCCCACGGGGACCUGGACGAGCUCAAGUCCUCCCUGGUCAGCGAGACCGAGAACCGCGGCGCCGGCUCCGGCUCUGGCUCCGACCCCGACCCCGAGGCGGAGCGGCCCCCGCAGCCCCGGGAAAGUUUCCAGAAGCCGCGGGACUAUUUGGCUGAAGUGGUCCGACGCCAGCAAGAUGGGGGUUUCUUUAAGGGCCCCCCCUACCCCGGCUACCCCUUCCUGAUGCUCCCCGAGCUGGGCAGCCCCUACCUCGCCAACGGAGCCCUGUCCCCCGGUGGCGCCCGCACCUACCUGCAGAUGAAGUGGCCGCUGCUGGACGUGCCCGCUGGUGCCACAUUGAAGGACAGCCGCUCACCCUCACCCGCACACUUGUCGAACAAGGUGCCGGUGGUGCAGCACGCCCAUCACAUGCACCCGCUGACGCCGCUCAUCACCUACAGCAACGACCACUUCUCACCGGGUUCACCCCCCGGGCACCUCUCACCCGAGAUCGACCCCAAGACGGGAAUCCCACGGCCGCCGCACCCCUCGGAGCUGCCCCCCUAUUACCCGCUGUCACCGGGAGCCGUGGGCCAGAUCCCGCACCCGCUGGGCUGGCUCGUGCCGCAGCAAGGGCAGCCCGUGUACUCCAUCCCUCCCGGUGGCUUCCGGCAUCCCUACCCUGCCCUCGCCAUGAACGCCUCCAUGUCCAGUUUGAUGUCCAGCCGCUUCUCCCCACACAUGGUCCCCCCCCCGACCCAUGCACUGCAUCCCUCGGGCAUCCCGCACCCCACCAUCGUCUCGCCCAUCGUGAAGCAGGAACCCAGCCAGCCCAGCGUCAGCCCCGGAGGCAACACGAAAUCCCCCGUCACUGUGAAGAAGGAGGAGGAGAAGAAGCCCCACAUCAAGAAGCCGCUGAACGCCUUCAUGUUGUACAUGAAGGAGAUGAGGGCCAAGGUGGUGGCCGAGUGCACGCUGAAGGAGAGCGCUGCCAUCAACCAGAUCCUGGGCAGACGGUGGCACUCGCUGUCGCGGGAGGAGCAGGCGAAGUACUACGAGCUGGCACGGAAGGAGCGGCAGCUCCACUCGCAGCUCUACCCAACGUGGUCAGCGCGGGACAACUACGGCAAGAAGAAGAAGAGGAAGCGGGAGAAGCUGGCACAGCAGCAACAGCAGCAACAGCAGCAUCAGAGCCACGACACAGACAGCUCCCUGGUAUCCAAGAGCAAGAAGCCAUGCGUGCAGUACCUGCCGGCCGACAAGCCCUGCGCCAGCCCUGCCUCAUCGCACGGCAGCAUGCUGGACUCGCCCGCCACGCCAUCGGCAGCGCUGGCAUCGCCGGCCGCGCCGGCAGCCACGCACUCGGAGCAGGCGCAGCCGCUGUCGCUCACCACCAAGCCGGAGGCCAGGCUCGGCGUGCAUUCAGCCACCUUCCUCUCGGGCAAAGCCUCCUCUUCCUCCUCCUCCUCAAGCCUCAGCAGCCCGCCCUCGCUCCUCUCCAGACCCAUCCCCUUCACCUCAGUGCCCUCCACGCCUCUCCUAUCCUCGCCUCCAUCCUUCGCGGCCACCAUCCCGUCCCCACCGGCUGCUCUGGCCGUGCUGCAGACGCAGCCCCUCUCCUUGGUCACCAAACCUGCUGACUAAGGGAAAACCUUGUUCCGUCCCCCACCCCUGCUUCUCAGCCCCGGCCCGUCCGUCCCCUCCCUGCUGUACAUUGCAGAAGCCACAAUCAAGAUUCAAACGCAGCCAAAACCGUUAUUGGUCAAUAUUUGACCCUUUCUGAACUCUUUUGUAAGCAGACUCUGGAGGAAGGGGCUUUCUGCUCACACCUAAAGACCGUUUUUAUUAAUAAAAAAGCAAAAAACCACAAAAAAAAAGAAGAAAAAGCCCUUCCAUAAGCUGCCCAUGAUGGAAACCUG